AUGGGAAGUGAGACCCCCAGAGGACCAGGCAUAAGGACCAUCACAAACCGGGGCAGCCGGCGCCAUCCAGGUCCGCUUCCCUUCAGCGAGAGCAGCACCCGUGCCCCUUCUCAGAGCUACUUGGAACACUGCCGGGAGCAGAGUGCCAGCCAGAGGGGCACCGGGAACCGGGGUGACGUCCGAACUCUGCGAGCCUGCGCCCAGCUUCCUUCCAGCGCAGACCGAUACACCAGUGGUGCGAAUCCGCCAGCCCCGCCCGGACCCCGAGCCGAGUCGCGCCCGCUGGGCUGGGGCUGCGGAGAAAGUGCAGCGGUUGCAUCUCACCCUCUCCUGUCUUCUGCACUCAGUUACUGCAGCAAGGAGGUGUACAAUAAGGAAAACCUUUUCAACAGCCUGAAUUAUGAUGUCGCAGCCAAGAAGAGAAAGAAGGACAUACUGAAUAGCAAAGCCAAAACUCAAUAUUUCCACCAAGAAAAAUGGAUCUAUGUUCACAAAGGAAGUACUAAGGAGCGCCAUGGCUAUUGUACACUGGGGGAAGCUUUCAACAGACUGGACUUCUCCACUGCCAUUCUGGAUUCCAGACGAUUCAACUAUGUAGUUCGGCUGUUGGAACUGAUAGCAAAGUCACAGCUCACAUCCCUGAGUGGCAUCGCCCAAAAGAACUUCAUGAACAUUUUGGAAAAAGUGGUACUGAAAGUCCUUGAAGACCAGCAAAACAUCAGACUGAUCAGAGAACUGCUGCAGACCCUCUACACGUCCUUGUGCACGCUGGUCCAGCGCGUCGGCAAGUCAGUGCUGGUGGGGAACAUCAACAUGUGGGUACACCGCAUGGAGACAAUCCUGCACUGGCAGCAGCAGCUGAACAACAUCCAGAUCACCCGGCCUGCCUUCCGAGGCCUCACAUUCACCGACCUGCCUCUGUGCUUGCAACUGAACAUCAUGCAGAGACUGAGUGAUGGGCGUGACCUGGUCAGCUUGGGCCAGGUGGCCCCCGAGCUGCACGUGCUCAGCGAGGACCGGCUACUGUGGAAGAGACUUUGCCAGUACCACUUCUCCGAGCGGCAGAUCCGCAAGCGAUUAAUUUUGUCAGACAAAGGGCAGUUGGAUUGGAAGAAGAUGUAUUUUAAGCUUAUCCGAUGUUACCCAAGGAAAGAGCAGUAUGGAGACACUCUCCAGCUUUGCAAACACUGUCACAUUCUCUCCUGGAAGGGCACUGACCAUCCAUGCACAGCCAACAACCCAGAGAGCUGCUCUGUUUCCCUUUCACCCCAGGACUUUAUCAACUUAUUCAAGUUCUGAUCUCAGCACGCCUUGGCGUUGACUGGAUGGCUAGGAGCGUGGAGCUUGGACACUUCAUUUGUAAAUAGUGUACGUUCUAAACAUUGGCUUGAAACUUCUGAGAUUAGUCACCAAGAAGACGCUGGAGGGGACGGUGCAUUUGCUGACGGGAAUUUAAGAAUGUGAAUUUCACAACUGGUAUGGAAAAGCAAAAAUACUGUAAAUAAACUUUUUUCCUAACAAUUUACCAGAAAGACUAUAAGGGCAAGAAUUCUGUGUCAACCAUGAAAAUGGAAUUCUCUCAAUGUUCAAGGAAACACCUUUGUAUAGUUGUUCCCUAGGAAGAAAUAGGCAAAACUUAAAUACAAGGUAGAAUGCUCUUUGUUUACAAUGUGAAAGUUUGUUUAGACAAAAAACAAGAAAGUCAAACAUACAAACUACAUAGGAGUAGUCCUGAGGCUUUUGGUUUGGAUUGUGUGUAUCACAAAGGCAAAGAGACAGCUCGCCCCUGAAGUGCACAGCAAAGGCCUCGUCCCAUGAAGAUGUCACACAGUGGUCCACCUCUGAGAGCACAGAAGCGCUCUUAACAGCAUGCAUCACCUGGGAGGCCGUGUCUGUGUUUCUUGAAAGGUUUUUUUAUCACUAUAAAAAGUGAUUUAAAAUGAAAAAGAUAUUGGAAGCAAUCCUCAUCUUGUUUCAGACUUCCUUUUUAGGCAAAGAGGGCCCUGUUUGGAGUUUGAUCCUUCCUAAAACGGUCUGAACAGUACAUGUGCCUUUUUUUCCUUUCUCUUUGGAGCUCACUUGGGAGCUAAUUGAGAACAGCUCCAGAGAAGUCCAGACUGCAGAAAACAGAACUGGGCACCUCACAGAUGUGAAGACUUCCUUCUUCCAGUUUGACUUCCAGGCUCUUCUGGCUUCCUCGGAUAGCUUCAUGGAUAAGCAGUAUCUGUGAACUGACUGGAGCCCAGUGCCAAGGCUGGGGAGAUGGACAGGCUUUCCAUUUUGGCCAAUAAAAUGUUUUGCCAGCUGCUGUUCCCCCUUGGCAGGGUGAAGAACUGAGGAGCUUUCUUUUAAGUCCAACAUCAAAAUUGAGUCAAUAUGAGCAAGGGCCUUUUUUCAAGGGUGAUUAAAAACGAAGCCUGCAGUUCAGGCCAAAGAGGUGAAUGAGUUCAUCUUAAAACUUGCUUCAGGGAUAGAUCAUUAAGGACAGAGUUAAAACAGAUUCCAGGGGAUCUUGCGGGGCAAAUUUUAGCAGAUCACUGUGGAAGAAAGGAAAUCUCAGGAUCUAACAUGUUAUCAGCAUGGAAGACAGUUGGGAAUGUUUUUGUGUUUUUUUACUUUUUAUAGAUUGUUGCUUUUCUACAACAAUGUACAUAUAUUUGCAGUUGUAUUUGGUUUAUGUCCCCAAAGUUUCCACCCUGCAUGCCUUUGGCAAAUAAGUGAAGCAGAAAUAGGAACUUGGUUUUGCAUUCACUUUGACCCAUAAGCAUUGACAUGGGAGGAGGGAAAGAUAACUGAGCAUGUGCAGAAACAAGGAAGGGACAGCUAGUGAUCUACACUUUCCCAUCCUUUCUCCAGUACCAUAACCACCCGCAGGUCAGCUCUGAAGAGACGCAGACUUAGUGUUCCUCACUUCGCAGUAUUUGUGCAGGAUUUCUCAAUAUUUCUUUCAUUAUCAUCCCCCUGAGAAGGAAAAAAAAAAAAAAAA
This is a messenger RNA of Fukomys damarensis (Damara mole-rat), 2986 nucleotides long. It is a transcript of the gene Fbxo32, whose product is annotated as F-box protein 32. Bases 1 to 1299 code for a protein of 432 amino acids. Gene Ontology annotation, biological process: protein ubiquitination. NCBI's taxonomy places the organism in Eukaryota, Metazoa, Chordata, Mammalia, Rodentia, Bathyergidae. Gene Ontology annotation, molecular function: protein binding. Gene Ontology annotation, cellular component: nucleus; SCF ubiquitin ligase complex; cytoplasm. The record is from RefSeq and is a predicted model, not a curated record. The transcript has 11 exons.